AUUCUUGGGAGUACCAAACAAUGAGGGGACGAAAUUCCUCUACAUUGUUUGGAACCAAAACCCGCGUUUAAUCAAAUAUGGCGUCGACCAAGCGAAGAAUGGAGGUAGAUGCCCCAAUGGAAGAAGAUGAUGCGUUUGUAUAUGUUUUUGACAGGCGCGAUAAAGAUGCACCUGAUGUUAAAAUACCUACUGGUGGUCUCUUUAGCUUUGACGAUUUUAAGGAAAGAGUAAGAGAGGCCUUGCAGAUCAAGAAAAAGGACUUUGUCAUUGCAACCACAAACCGAGAGGAAAUUCGAGAUGAUGAAACUUGGGAUGACAUCGAUAAUGGGGACACACUUUAUGUCCUGAAAAAAAUCAAUCAAGAACUCUGUGCACCAGCUGAUGAAAGAGUUAGCUUUGUGCCACAUUAUGACACAAUUGUGAAAGGGGGACUGUAUGAGUACUAUGCCUCGGAGGGCCAAAAUCCACUGUCCUAUGCUUUUGCUGAAUUAAUUGACAAUGCACUGUCAGCAACCGCAGACAAUGUUGGACCCCGGAACAUCGACAUAUUGUUGCAUUUCGAUGAUGGAAAGCCAUCAAACCAUGCUAUAUUUUUGAUUGAUAAUGGAAGAGGCAUGACGCCAAGACAGUUGAACAACUGGGCCAUUUAUCGACUCUCAAAAUUCAAACGCAAAGACAAACGAGGAAAAGUGAGUUUCGUUGAGGGAGAAGAUGAUGAUGAACUGGUGGAACAGAAACAGGCCCCCCUCUGUCUGAACAGCGAUAUCUCCUACUUUGGAGUCGGAGGGAAGCAGGCUGUAUUCUUUAUAGGACAUUCCACAAGGAUGAUAACAAAGCCCAAGGAAGCCCAGGAUGUUCACGAACUGACAAUGUCUAAAGAGGAGUUCAAACAGAGAGAAAUCAACAAGGAGUCUGUGUACAGUGGUUACAUCAGGAACAGAAAGGUAGGGGAUGCAUCUCACAUACCGUCAGAAAAUGAAGUGCUGCGUAGCAUCAUCAAUGAGGAGAAGAACAAGGAAAGUUUUACUGUGGUGGAGAUCGGAGGAAUCAGCACGAGUCAUGUCACCUAUCUCAGACAACGUCUCACCGACUGGACAAGACAGCUUGCACACAUUUACCACUACUACAUUCAUGGGCCAGAAGGGAAUCGUGAUGAAGACGAUGAAGAACAUCGUUCGAACACGCCUUUCAAGAAUAUCAACAUCAGGGUUAAACUGUUCGUAAAAGGAAAGCCAGCGACGGACAUCAACUUGCGAGAUAUCUAUGAUGACAUGCAGUCACAGUAUGUCAGGAAUUCAGCCAGCCAAUUCUUCUUUAAGGCAACCACUGAGGGGUCAGGAGUGGUGGAGGGCAUUAUCCGCUAUCAUCCGUUCAUGUAUGACAGUGAAACCUACCCUUCUGAUAUAAACGACCCCAGAGUGGAACCAGACUUUGAUGAACAUGACUAUGCGGUGAAUGUCAAACCAGCCAGAGGAAGGCGCCCCAUAUUUGAGUGUUACUGGAAUGGGAGACUGAUUCCGUACACUAGCAUUGAAGAGUUUGACUGGUGCUCAGAACCCAAGAAGAGUAGGGCUAUUGCAACAGAAUGCUGGAAUAGGAUCUCUGGUGUGCUGUUCACCAACGACAACUUCCAGGUCAGCACCAAUAAGCUGACCUUUCUUGACCUUGAAAUGAGGUUACGGGAAAAGAGCACAAUAUUUUCUAGAAUUGUCAAUGGACAGGAGAAGCGAACCUCUGUUGAGAAAGAGUUUCUGAACUGGUUGAAGGAUUGUCAUGAGCAGCAUGAUAAACAGAUUCACUUCACUGGGUACUGGGGACAAAUUACGAGGGCGGACCUGCCCAAACAGAGGCAGACCCCCUGGGCUCAGUACAAAAGUGUUGUCUGGGACAACAAGACCUUCAAAGUGGGACAGAUGGUAAAGAUACUGAGAACGACACCGGUACUGUUAGGCACAAUCAAAAACUUCUAUCUGUAUGGGGAGCACGAAGGGGACACCUUUGCAACAGGUGGUGAAAUUGAGAUCCAACAGGAACCACAGUCCCUGUACAAUGAGGUCAGAGUGGUGCCGCUCUCCAGGCUGGACCGACUCUGCAGUGCUGCAUCGGUCAAGCGUUACCUAGAAGAGGAAGAGUCCAAAUUACCAGCUAAUUUGAUUGUCGCUUGGCCUGAGGGUGACAUUGUCAAACCUAAUGAGAAAAGGCCGGCAGGAAAAACAAUUGGUGCACUGAAGAUAGAAAUUGAAAACAGAAAAGGAGAAAAAAUUCAGAAACUUCCAGGAACGAGUGCUCAGGCCUCACAAAAAAAAUUGUUGGUGGAGUUAAAAGUCAUAUGGCAUGGGCCAAAUGGAGAUCAGACAAUCGUAUCACACAUCAGCCAACAUGGGAAGACCUGGCCGUACUGGUUCAGGAAAAUGGAGAACAUACACAACCUGGGCUCACAUACUCUACAGUUACAAGUGGUGUUAAAUGAGAGUGGAUCCACCAUCUAUGCAGGAAAGAAUCUCCCAUCCCAUCAAAUCAAGUUUAAUGUCACAGAGGCAGAACCGGAGAAGUUUACGGUGGGGAUGCUGGAUGGUGUCUUCAGAAUCGGAGAGCCUUUCUCUAUUCCACUUGUGUUCAGAGAUGCAUUCAACAACAUCACAAAACCUCCGGCCUCAGUCACACCAACCAUUGAAGUCAGAGAUAUUGAUAUAUCAUAUGAGAAAACCGUCGUGAGGGGAAACAAUCUAAUCUUGACAGGGAUUGUAGCCAAAGGCAUCAUCAGUGAGAAAGGGAGUUAUGGUGCUACUAUCACAGUGCCAGGUCUUCGAGAAAAUGCCCAAGCUCUGAAAUUAAGAAUUUUCCCAGGGCUGCCUAAGGAGUUACGGAUAGAACCAGAAGAGGAACUGACCAUAGAGAAUGGAACAGCACCGGUCUUCAGAGUGGAAGUGUUGGAUAUGUCGGGCAAUAUCACUACAAACACAAACAAAGGUCUUGUCGUCACCUGCAAGUAUACAGGCUUGCCUGCUACCCUUGUCCACACAGUGGACUGUUCUUCUACGGGGUGUGGUAACAUCACAGGGGAUCCGAUCCUGCUGAAGAAGGUCAAGGACCAUCACAAAAUAACAGCCAAAUUUGAGAUUCCUAGUAGGAAGGAUGUUGCUGCUGUGGAGCGGACAGUUCUGAUCACUCCCAGUAACUCCAUCUCACACAUCGAGAUUAAACAGGAAGAGAACAAGCGACAGCGGCUACUGAAACAGGGAGAAAGCAUUAUGGGAAAAGCAGGGGAGGUCAUCACUGGAUUAACAUUUUCAUUAUACGAUGAGGCAGGAAGGAUUGUAACCAUAACUGAUAAAAUCUUCCCUAAGAUCAAGGUCAAUUGGACGCCGAAGUUGAACCAAGAGAUGAUUUUAUCUGGGAACCUGCCAUCAAUCAAAGUCCCGGCCUCUGUGACAGACCUUAAGUACUGCCAGGUGGCCAUUCAUGAUAAAUCCAACGUAGAGUUCAGCUUCACUGUCAAUGCAAUGCCCGCUGAACCAAACCAAAUGAAGUGUAAAUGCCAGGGACCAGCAGUGGUACAGAUUGGAGAAGUUCUGAGCAGCGAUAUACAAAUCACUGUCAAGGACAAGUUUGGAAAUGAAAUCACAGAUCUUCCAAAGAAUUCCGCACACGAAGUGCAAGUGACAGGAGAUGGCUUACAAGAACAGUUAGUCAAGGUGUCUUCCAACAAGAAUGGGUUCGUUGUCAACAAUGUUCAGUUUGAGAGAGGCAAGAUAGGAUCCAAGGACCUGAAUGUCACGUGGCGGGAUCUGCGAGAUUUUGUACGGAUAGAAAUGAUUGCUGGGCCUCCAGAAACACUGUCCCUACCAGGAUGGGAUUGUGAAGAGGCCAUUACGGUGCUGAAUGAGAGCAGACUGCCGAGGUCUAUUGUAGUACAGCUGUGUGAUCAGUUUGGAAACCCUGCCAAGGUGGCUGAUGUCAGAGUGCAGUUAACUAAAGAGGGAAAAAUAAAGCUCUAUCCUCCGCCCACUCCUUUGAAAUCCAAUGCUCAGGGGCAGGUGGACUUUGGAGUCCUGACACUGACUGGACCAAGAGGUACAUAUGAACUCCAACCCAAGGCAUUUGUCAGCAAGGCAGACCCUAUCCUUGGUCCCAAAAUUCAGGUUCAGCUUCAACCAAAUCUAAUGAAGCCGACGUCUCUCUCGGUGGAGUACGACAAGAAGGCAAACUUUGUAGUGGGUGAAAAAUUACCAGAGUUCACAGUGAAGGUGCUGACUGAGGAUGACCACCCGAUGGCCAGUGCUAAAGUCUCUAGUCUCUCCCUCAAGCUGUGGAAGAUGGACGCCAAUGUGUCCAGUGGUCCACCAUCCAGGGCAUUAUCCUAUAGCCCAGAAGCCGUGAAGGGAAGCCCAGGAGUGUUUCUGUUUAAGGAGAGAAAGAUGCCAGAGAGUGCUGCAGUCCACCAGAUAAUGAUCACUUAUUAUGAUGGCCAGUACGAGUUGUUCAGCAAUGUUAUAACAGUCCAUAUAAAACCAGCCCCUCCCAUGCAGCUGCUACCCGUCGACAAUCCCGGCACGCCCACAGUGUCCAACACAAAGGUCGCCAGCUCUAGAUGUGUGGUCCGCAACUUGAGACUGGAAUUGAGGGAUUGUCAUGGUAACCCAUCUGGCACAGGAUACAAUGGAAAAGUGAAAGUCGAGAUUUGUGGUCCAGAGGAUGUGACAGAGAUUCCAUGUUUUGUGGGGGGUGGUAGAACUCUUGACAUUCCGCUAAACAAUGGGGCAUGCUUUCUCAAUAACUUAAUCCUACAAGAGAAUGCACCAGGACAGGAUGGACAGGAGUACCAGCUGCGGUGUGAAGUCCAGUGUUCCCUCGUCCCCAGAAAUAAGGCCAUUCCACCGCUCGAGAUCCCAUUCCUCUUUUAUAAUGAUGCGAAGAAGCAAUCUCAGAUGUCCCAGCUGUCCAAACAGAGGGACAACUUACAGAAGGUGAUCAACACCUACCGGUCCCUGUUCGACACAACAGACAUGCUGACUAAGGAGCUGGAAACAUCUGUCCAGGAAGCAGUGCAGGAAGAAAACAGAAUCAAGGAGGAACUCCGUAAAUUACGAGUCAGCCUACAGCAGUUAAACAGUAUUGAAAAUGUAGGAAAGAUGAUCGAGAACAAGAAAACGGAGAAAGAAAAGUACUUGCAGAUGAAAAGGAGGUCGUGUGGGUUAUCGCAAAUACCAGGAGGUCCGGAAGUCAUCGGCAAGAUUGGCCAUUUGGCAGAGAUUGAAGACAAGGACAUAGCCAGGGUGUUGUCCUGGCACAUGUCCUCAGACAUUGACUGUGUCGUCACCAGCACAACCAAAAUGGCCAAAGAAGUGUACAAGCAGACAAAUGGGAAACAACAGGUGCUGCCUCUCGAUUCCAUCUUCAAAAAGAGUCUUCCAGAUUGGAGGAAACCCCUCCCUCACAUUCGAUACAGAUCUGGUUGGAGACCCCCAGGGAAUCCAGCAUAUGCUCGAGAUUUUCUAGAGUUCCCCCAACACAAAGAGGAAUGUCAAAUUGUGUUUGGGAUGCUGUUGGGUGAUACCUUAAUUCUGGACAAUCUGGAUUCUGCAAACGCUUACAGACAAGAGAUAGUGAAAUUUACACAUUGUCCCACAAUUCUCACCAGGGAAGGGGAUCGUAUUCGUAGUAAUGGCAAGUUUGGUGGUCUGAUGAAUAAAGCAGUACCCUUUGAGAAGUUGCGGGGAGCAGUGUUUGGGGAGCCGCUGCCCUCACAGUACAAAGAGUCGGAGACAUUGUUGGAAAUCCUUCAGAGACUCAAAGUUGCGAUGCAGAAGACACAGAAAUCCCGAAAUGAACUGAAAGAACAAUCCAGCUACAUAGAACUGCCAGAGAUGAAGAACAAAAAGAAGGAGUGUCAGGAAGCCGAAAAGCAGCUGAGGGAACUAGAACAAAAAUUGGGUGUGACGUCCAUGCCGUACCGAUCUCGAACUCCACAAGUUAUUUCACCUGAUGUCAUCUCUCCCAGUAAACGACCCCGCACUGCCAACCGUACACCUGUCAAUGGGACAGAAUCCACGCCCACACCCAGCCCAAGCACUACUUUUACCCCCACCAGACAAAGCAAGAGGCUGGCCUCCAUGACCCCAACAUCAGAGGAUAGUCGCAAAAAACCACGAAGAACGUGAACAGAGCGGAACGUGCAAGGAGUAUGCCAGUACUGUGGCACAGUGUUUGGGAAAACAUGUAGGGCAUUAAAAUUCAUGUGUGCACAGCAAGGCAGCUGGAUAGUGGAUAGAUACUAUUUAUAUAGAGCCUUGAACUGACGAAAUAACUGGAUGUAACAGUUGAUAGAUGUAUAAACACUAUCUCGGUGGAUGCAGUAACUAUACAUUGUAGCAGGUAUUGGGGAAAUGCUGUAUAUAACUGAUUAAUAUGGAAUCAGUGUAAAUAGCCGAUUAAUCAGCAAUCCAUGAAUAUUUUAUGUGACACGUGAAAUAUUUUAAUCUGUGAUUACUGUCGUGAGGAUGAAUUGUUCUGGGAAGAAGGAUUGACUUCAACAAGAAAUAUUCUACUCUGAAGUUCAUUUGGACAUUAAUCAUAGUGUUACCAAACAUACACGUACUGCUGUAAGGUUUAAAUUUGUUGCAGGGUCUGAUCUUUGAAAACCAUUAUCAUGUAUUCACAGUGACACACACACUCACAGACAGUACAGUCGAUUGUAAAACAGUUGGUAUAACAUUGAUGUUUGCUUCCCAGUAGUUUUUCUGUUUUAAUUUGUUUUAACUACUAGUUAUUCAAUGUUUUAUUAGUUUCAAAAUUACAGUUACUAAAAUGUGUGAACAGUAUAUGUACAGUAUACCUUAAAAUACAUGCACAUGUAUGUCUGUUAUAUUUUGAAGAGUUGUCGAAUAAUACACUGUUUUUGUACUUAUUUUAGUACAUUUCAAAUUCGGUGGAAUCGGUGCUGAAUUAUAUAUUUUUUAUCAUCAAAACUUCUUAUAACGUAAAUUAGAUUAUAUCUUAUGACACUGCGCUUUUAACGUCAUUUUGACGUUACCAAAAUUGACACCAAUAGCGUGCGCGACGUCUUAUGUUAGUGCAAUCUUGGAUUAAUGAUCUGUACACUUACUGUGUAGUACAUGGUAAAAAAAAAGACUACCUUUAAAAAGUACCUUUACUCCAAUUAAUGUUGUGAAUGAAGUGAGAAAAUUUUACUGUUGUCAGAAAAGUGGGCUGACAUACUGAAGUGUUGUAUUCCGCCAUUUCGGAUUCCCUUUAGUCCAUUUUAUCUGUUUGGCACUAUAAUACAUCAAUUUAUACAGUGGUUUCAUGACUGUUUCUCUUAAUGUUUAUGUGUUUGUGCCAGAACGCAAAACCACAUGAUUAAUUGGCAAGUACAAGUUUUGUGUAUAAAUGAAGAACAUAAAAUAGUUCUCCAUGGAAUUACAUAUUUGGGUGACUGUAUUCUUUGUGAAGGUCAUGUGAUUUGGCAUCCACCGCAAUUCAUAUCACUCCAGUAUUAUAUGCAGGCUUUUAAAAAAUAUUUACUCAAAAGAAAAUAAGGGUGCAAAUAUUCUCUGUAUGGUGUGGACCUGUUCUAAAUCCUUAAAAUCACUUCUGAUUUUUAAAGCGGUUUACUGCAUUUAAACAAUAAGAAUACACAGCUUACUAAUAUGCAGCUCUACGUGUGUGUUAUUUAGAAAAAUGGGGAUGAUCCUUAUGAAUGUAUGACUUCUGGAUGUUUAACCAUUAGAUAAAAUGUUCCAUUGUUACAAAUGUACCGAUCUCAGCAACAAAAUUAUUUAUAUCAUUGCCACAUAGAUUAUUUUUCAGAGAUCAGAUGGGUUGACAAUGUUGGAACAAAAAUGUUUUAAAAUGAAAAAAACAAGGCCUAGCAGUCACUGAUAAAAACAAUGGCAGAAGAUGAAAUGCUUCAUUUCUUAUCAGUAUAUAUUGUGGUCAUGAAAAUUCGAGUACCUAUUCCAAAAGUGUUCACAUUUUAAGGGGCCAAAUUAAAUCCAUAUCAUAAAUCUUUGCCAGUAUUCAGUUAUGUACAUUUUGUAAAGAAGAAGAAGAAUUAGUGAAGUUAGUCAAAAGAGUGUUUGUGUUUUCAGUACUUCAGAGUGGACAUUAAAAAUGUGGAUCUCUAUAUUAAAGAGUUGGGAACUUGUAAUAUUUCUGACAUGUUCUGUUUUUGUAAUUUUAUUAAAAGUAUUAUUAAUUGAAAUUUUCAACCAGUUUUAAAAAUUCCAUUGUAUGCACUGAUGAAAUAUAUACAUUGUAUGUUCGCUCAAACAGUACUGUAUUGAUCAUAUUAAAUUCUGAUGUUGUUUC
Ostrea edulis (European flat oyster) is the source of this 8310-nucleotide messenger RNA. Its product is annotated as structural maintenance of chromosomes flexible hinge domain-containing protein 1-like. Gene Ontology annotation, cellular component: chromosome. Gene Ontology annotation, molecular function: protein binding; ATP binding. NCBI's taxonomy places the organism in Eukaryota, Metazoa, Mollusca, Bivalvia, Ostreida, Ostreidae. The transcript is spliced from 49 exons. Gene Ontology annotation, biological process: double-strand break repair; chromosome organization. The record is from RefSeq and is a predicted model, not a curated record. The coding region runs from base 78 to 6161 and encodes 2027 amino acids.